This is a messenger RNA of Pteronotus mesoamericanus, 1908 nucleotides long. RefSeq names its product MAGUK p55 scaffold protein 4 (gene MPP4). The coding region runs from base 1 to 1908 and encodes 635 amino acids. Gene Ontology annotation, cellular component: adherens junction; plasma membrane. The transcript is spliced from 21 exons. NCBI's taxonomy places the organism in Eukaryota, Metazoa, Chordata, Mammalia, Chiroptera, Mormoopidae. The record is from RefSeq and is a predicted model, not a curated record. Gene Ontology annotation, molecular function: protein binding.
AUGAUCCAGUCAAACAAAGGAGCAGAGCCGCCGGACAAGGACAUGAAGGGUCCUAUGGCAUCCAGUACAAAGAAUGGUCUCUCCCAAAUCCUGAGGCUUGUGCUGCAAGAGCUAAAUCUAUUCUACAGCCGAGACGUGACCGGAUUGUGUCUCCUGUAUGACCUCCUCCACUCCCCGUGGCUGCAGGCUCUGCUGAAGGUCUAUGACUGCCUCCAGGAAUUUAAAGGAAAACAACUCGCUCCUGCCACCUCCCACGCACAGCAGUUAUGCCAUGAGGUGGCAGAGAUAUUACGUGCAACCUCUAGUUCCCCUGAGAUCCAAGAACUGAGACAAAUCCUCCAGGCUCCACACUUGAAGGCCUUGCUCAGUGCCCAUGACACUGUUGCUCAGAAAGAUUUUGAACCCCUCCUCCCCCCACUGCCAGACAAUAUCCCGGAGAGUGAGGAAGCAAUGAGGAUUGUUUGUUUGGUGAAAAAUCAACAGCCCCUGGGAGCUACCAUCAAGCGUCACGAGAUGACAGGGGACAUCCUGGUGGCCAGAAUCAUCCACGGCGGGCUGGCCGAGAGGAGUGGUUUAUUAUAUGCUGGAGACAAACUGGUAGAAGUGAAUGGAGUUUCUGUGGAGGGACUGGACCCUGAGCAAGUGAUCCAUAUUCUGGCCAUGUCUCAUGGAACAAUCAUGUUCAAGGUGGUUCCAGUUUCUGACCCUCCUGUUAAUAGCCAGAAGAUGGUGUAUGUUCGUGCCAUGACUGAGUACUGGCCCCAGGAGGAUCCCACCAUUCCGUGCGCGGAUGCAGGGCUGCCUUUCCAGAAGGGGGACAUCCUCCAGAUUGUGGACCAGAACGAUGCCCUCUGGUGGCAGGCCCGGAAAAUCGCAGACCUUGGUACCUGUGCGGGCCUCAUCCCUUCUAACAAUCUUCUGAAGAGGAAGCAACGAGCGUUCUGGUGGUCCCAGCCACGCCAGCCUCACACCGACCUCAAAUCCACCGCCUCAAUUUCUAUUGAAGAAGAUGACGACAUAAAGAUUGACGAGAAGUGUGUGGAAGCAGAUGAAGAAACGUUUGAAUCUGAGGAACUUUCAGAAGACAAGGAGGAAUUUGUUGGCUAUGGUCAGAUGUUCUUUAUCGCUGGUUUCCGCCGCAGCAUGCGCCUGUGUCGCAGGAAGUGUCACCUCAGCCAGCUGCGCACCAGCCUGUGCGGCGCCAGCUGCAGUAGCAAUGUGGCCGGCGCCCCUUACGAGGAGGUGGUGAGGUACCAGCGACGCCCUUCAGACAGGCACCGCCUCAUCGUGCUCGUGGGACCUUCUGGUGUUGGAGUGAAUGAACUGAGAAGACAACUUAUUGAACUUAACCCUAACCAUUUUCAAAGUGCUGUGCCACAUACUACUCGUUCCAAAAAGAGUUAUGAAAUAGAUGGACGUGAAUAUCACUAUGUGUCAAAGGAAACAUUUGAAAGUCUCAUGUAUAGUCACCGGAUGCUCGAGUCUGGUGAGUACAAAGGCCACCUCUACGGCACCAGUGUGGACGCUGUGCAAGCUGUGCUGGAGGAAGGCAAGAUCUGUGUCAUGGACUUAGAGCCUCAGGGUAUUCAAGUGGCUCGAACCCAUGAACUGAAGCCCUAUGUCAUAUUUAUAAAGCCAUCUAACAUGAGUUGCAUGAAACAAUCUCGGAAAAAUGCCAAGAUCAUAACAGACUACUUUGUGGACAUGAAGUUCAAGGAUGAAGAUCUACAAGAGAUGGAGGAUUUAGCCCAAAAAAUGGAGACUCAGUUUGGCCAGUUUUUUGAUCAAGUGAUUGUGAAUGACAACUUGCAAGACGCAUGUGCCCAGUUGUUGUCUGCAGUUCAGAAGGCUCAGGAGGAGCCUCAGUGGGUGCCAGCAACAUGGGUUUCUUCUGAUACUGAGUCUUAA